This is a messenger RNA of Leguminivora glycinivorella, 1216 nucleotides long. RefSeq names its product mitochondrial tRNA-specific 2-thiouridylase 1. The record is from RefSeq and is a predicted model, not a curated record. The transcript is spliced from 5 exons. Gene Ontology annotation, biological process: tRNA wobble position uridine thiolation. Lineage: Eukaryota; Metazoa; Arthropoda; Insecta; Lepidoptera; Tortricidae. Gene Ontology annotation, cellular component: mitochondrion. Gene Ontology annotation, molecular function: sulfurtransferase activity. The coding region runs from base 66 to 1181 and encodes 371 amino acids.
UUUAGAGGUUAUAAUCUAUUAAUCUUGAAAUAAAAUACGUUUAUUUAGUUGCUAAGAUUAAGAAUAUGUUCCGAAAAGUAGCAAUAGGAAUGUCUGGUGGCGUAGACAGUGCAGUGGCUGCAUUACUCCUUAAACGAGCAGGUUUUCAAAUCCAAGGAGUGUUUAUGCGUAACUGGGACAACAAUUACGAAGCUGGAUUUUGCUCAGAUGAAAGAGAUUUUGAAGAUGCGACCUUUGUAUGUCGUAAGCUAGAAAUUCCGUUGCAUAGAGUGUAUUUCAUUAAGGAGUAUUGGAAUGAAGUGUUCACAGUGUUGCUAAAGGAGUAUGAGACGGGACUGACCCCUAAUCCUGAUAUUCUAUGCAACAGAUAUAUUAAAUUUGAUAGCUUUUUUGAACAUUGCAGGAAAAAUUUAGGUGUCGAUGCUAUUGCCACUGGUCACUAUGCGAAUACAUCUUUUGGACCAUUCUUAGAAAAAUAUAAUGAAAAUGAAGGUGUCAGAUUAUUACAACCAGCAGACAAAUUUAAGGAUCAAACCUUUUUUUUGUCACAAGUGAAGCAGUUUUCUUUACGGAAAUGUAUGUUCCCAUUGGCCCCUUUACUAAAGACCGAAGUAAGGAAAAUAGCCAAAGCAGAGGGACUACUGAAUGUGGCCAAUAAGAAAGAUAGUACAGGAAUUUGCUUCAUUGGCAAAAGGAGAUUUCAGGAUUUCAUCGAAGAAUACAUUCAGAAAAGAGAAGGCCUGUUCAUAGACAUAGACACAGGACAAACUGUAGGAGAGCAUGGCGGUCUUCACAAAUGGACUGUCGGACAGAGAUGCUGCCUUGCCAAUUGGAAAGAUGCCUAUUUCAUAUUUAAAAAGGAUUUAAAAACAAAUAACAUCUAUGUUGUCCCAGGAACUAAGCACCCAGCACUUUGGAAUCAUUUAUGCAUAACUGGAUUACCACAUUGGAUACAUAAAGAGCCUACAGAAUUAUCAGAUGUUCUGAAAUGUAAUUUUAGGUUUCAGCAUACUAAACCCUUGGUUAGCUGUAGAGUUGUGAAGAACUCAGAAGGAUUGACGAUUUUACUAGACAACAAGUUACGUGCACUUACGGAGGGUCAAUUUGGCGUUCUCUACAAAGAUGGUGAAUGUCUUGGUAGUGCAAAAAUUAAAGAUAUUUGCCACAAUUUAAUUUAUUGAUAAUGAUUUCUAAGUUAUUAAAUGUUUGUUUGUUA